AUGGCUCAAUAUCAUUGGGAUGGAAUGGAGUAUGUUGUUGAUGAUAAUGAAAUGACAGAGGUAGAAGAUGAUAUGUAUUUCCGUGGGAGAGCACUUGGUGAAUCUGAUUCUGAUGAAGACGAUGAUGAUGAAUAUGACCUUUUGGAAAACAAAAUAACAGAUACAACUGCAGCUGAAGCUAGGAGGGGAAAGGAUAUCCAAGGUAUACCUUGGGAUAGACUGAGUAUUAGUCGUGAGAAAUAUAGACAAACAAGACUAGAGCAGUACAAAAACUAUGAAAAUAUACCACAAUCAGGGGAACUAUCAGAGAAGGAAUGCAAAGUAACCCAGAAAGGGGGAAUGUAUUAUGAUUUCUGGCAAAACACGAGGUCUGUGAAGUCAACUAUACUUCAUUUCCAAUUGAGGAACUUAGUUUGGUCGACAUCUAAACAUGAUGUAUAUCUUGUUGCACAUUACUCAAUUGUUCACUGGUCUUCAUUAAGUUCUAAGAGAUCUGAAGUUUUGAAUGUAUCCGGGCAUGUUGCUCCAUGUGAGAAACAUCCAGGAAGCCUCUUGGAGGGUUUUACUCAGACACAAAUUAGUACACUGGCGGUACGUGAUAACUUGUUGAUUGCUGGAGGUUUUCAAGGAGAGCUUAUUUGCAAGUACUUAGAUCGACCCGGGGUUAGCUUUUGCUCCCGAACUACAUAUGAGGACAAUGCAAUCACAAAUGCUGUUGACAUUUAUGAGCAUCCCAGUGGAGCUGUUCAUUUCAUGGCUUCAAACAAUGAUGGCGGAAUCAGAGACUUUGAUAUGGAGAAAUUUCAGCUUACGAAGCAUUCGUGUUUUCCUUGGCCAGUAAAUCAUACUUCAUUGAGCCCUAACGGGAAACUACUUGCAAUUGUUGGAGACAACCCAGAAGGGUUACUGGUGGAUUCUCAAACUGGAAAGACUAUCGCACCUCUAUGCGGACACUUGGAUUAUUCAUUUGCAUCUGCAUGGCAUCCUGAUGGCUGCAUUUUUGCCACUGGGAACCAAGAUAAAACAUGUCGCAUUUGGGAUGUUCGGAAUCUAUCAAAGUCUGUUGCUGUUCUUAAGGGAAACCUCGGAGCUAUACGCUCAAUACGCUUCACAUCUGAUGGACGAUACAUGGCAAUGGCUGAGCCAGCUGACUUCGUGCAUGUCUAUGAUGCAAAGCAGGGAUUUGAAAAGGAGCAACAAAUAGACUUUUUUGGAGAGGUCUCAGGUGUAUCUUUUAGCCCCGACACAGAAUCACUUUUUAUUGGUGUUUGGGAUCGUACCUAUGGAAGUCUUCUUCAGUUCAAUCGACGCAGAAACUAUACAUAUCUUGACUACCUGUAA
Lathyrus sativus (Indian pea) is the source of this 1341-nucleotide messenger RNA. The record is from the annotation of a GenBank genome assembly. Lineage: Eukaryota; Viridiplantae; Streptophyta; Magnoliopsida; Fabales; Fabaceae.